This is a messenger RNA of Rotaria sp. Silwood2, 297 nucleotides long. Lineage: Eukaryota; Metazoa; Rotifera; Eurotatoria; Philodinida; Philodinidae. The record is from the annotation of a GenBank genome assembly.
AUGUGUAAGAUUAUUUUGCCGAAUGUUGUACAAGCAAAUGUUGAAAAUGAAGUAUAUAUUGAUAAUAAUAAUGAAUAUGAUUCAUCUACUGAUUUUAAUUUGUAUGAUAUCAUGGAUCGAUCAGAGCUUAUUAAAAUUUAUAAUACAAAAAUGGACAUUGAAAAACUAAAACAAGAGAUAGCAAUUAAAGAACGUGAUAUAGCAAUUAAAGAACGUGAUCUGAUGGACAUUGAAAACAAACAAUUAUUAAAAUAUAUAAAAACAACUUUAAUCAGUCAUCGUAAAAAAACAUGUUAA